Petromyzon marinus (sea lamprey) is the source of this 2249-nucleotide messenger RNA. The record is from RefSeq and is a predicted model, not a curated record. NCBI's taxonomy places the organism in Eukaryota, Metazoa, Chordata, Hyperoartia, Petromyzontiformes, Petromyzontidae.
AUGUCCCGCGUGAGGAGUGUAUCACGCAGGCUGGAGGAAGACGCAUUCAUGGCAGACGAAUCAAGCUCCCAGUCGCCUGCCCUACCCAACCUCAAACGACGACACAACGAGCGGUGGCUGCCGCUGCAGUUCUUCGACUGGAGCCUGCGAGGAACGGCGCAGGUGAACUUCGUCAACAACCCUCUGAGCGGUGUCCUCAUCCUGACCGCGCUGCUGCUGCAGGAGCCCUGGUGGGCCCUCUGCGGGUACCUGGGCGUGCUCGCCGCCACCGUGGCCGCCCUUAUCCUCAAGAAGGACAAGGCGAACGUGGCUGUGGGCCUCUACGGCUUCAGCGGGCUCCUCGUGGGCAUCCUCAUGGCCGCGUUUUGCGAUCGAGGGCCCUGGUACUGGUGGCUCCUGGUCCCUGUCUCUAUCAUUGGCAUGAUCCUUGGCUCUGAGCACGUGCCGUGCGCGGUACUGGCGAGCCCGCUCGUGUCGCCCUUCGUGCCCCUGGGCUUGCCCGUCUUCACGCUGCCCUUCAACAUCGCCGUGACGCUCUUCAUGGUCUCCACGGGCCACUACAACGCGCAAACGCCGUCCGCCCACUACAACCCUCACCUGGACGCAGCUCAGCGUAACCCAUGUUGCUGCGAGCCGGUGCCCGUGGGUGUGGGCCAGGUGUCCGCGUGCGACAACCCAUGGGCUGGCGGCGUCAUCGCCGUCCCGCUGUUCAUCUCAUCGCUGAUCAACCGCUUGCACGCCGCCACGGGCUCCGUGGCGGGCAUCCCGGCAGGUGAGAAGCUUCAUUUCAUUUAUUUGUCGUCCGCCUCGCUACUCACCUGCCUACAGGCGUUCACCCACUCAGCCAACCAGUCACAUUCUCAGCUGCCCACGCCACCUUGCUGCAUCAGCCUGGGCUCGCCGUUCCAGAAGAUCUACGAUGGCCUGUGGAGCUACAACGCGGUGCUGGGCUGCACCGCCGUGGGGGGGAUGUUCUUCGCGUUCACGUGGCAGGCACACCUCGUUGCAGUCGCGUGGCACGGAGCGAGCAGUCGCAAACCAUUCUUUUGUGCUUAUCUUGGAGAGGCCCUCAUGAACAUGAUGUCAGCGGUCGGCCUGCCUGCCUUGACUUGGCCCUUCUGCCUGGGCACGCUCGUCUUCCUGCUGACGAGCAGCGGGCUGCACGGCGUCUACGAGCUGCCGCUGUCCGAGGUGGCGUACCCCGAAGCCAACCGGCGCUACUACCUCCAGCAGCAGCAGCAGACGGCCGACAGCACCGGCGGUGCCAGCAAGGAAAACAACGCCGCGAUUGUUUGAGCGGAACCAAAAGGGUGCCCAGAGGGCACCGAGCACGCCGCACGCUACAACAACAGGAAGGCUGCGCUGACCACCGCCGCUACCAUGCCUCCUUCUUGGCUCGUGCAGCUGCCGCUCCUCUUAAGGGAAGGCGGGGGGGGGGAGCAUGCGGCCAGCUCACCAGGUCUGCCGCCAGCGCGACAAGGGAGCACACAUUAAGGACGUGCAUUCAGCAAACCGAUGUUCGCACCCGAUGUCUGCUCACGUAUCAUUAUUAUCUGUUGGUGACCGCACGCCAGAUACAUUUUAUUCUCAACGAGCAAAAAAAAACUACAUUUGUUCCGGCGUGUUGCGGCAUUUCGCACGGCUCGUGGCGAGCGCGGAUUUUUUUCAAAGUUGACACCAAAAAAUGUGGAGGCCCCUUUUUUUUUGCGGUCGGCCGCAAGCGCAGUCCGCGACGGGGCCGGGCCGUGUCGUCGUUUGAAGUCGCGGGAUUUGGCGUCCAUGGAGGUUGUCCCGUGAGCUAAAUACUGCACGUGCGCGAGUCUCUACCUGCUGUCCCAGACGAUGAGGCAGGUGGAUGCAAUGUGGUGUUUCACCGAUCUGACACGAAUUACAUUUUUUUAAUGGUUUGUUGAAUUAUGGCUUGGCUUUAAAAAAUAUAUUAUUAUAUUUUAAUUGUGCCAUUUAUAUUUGAUGAAAACGUUUCCAUUUGCAACUCUUCAGCCAGAAGUGCAUCACCCUGUGUCAGAGAGUGGUUCUAGAAGAUCACAUAACUACUUCUUUCAACAGGAUAAAAAAUUAACUAAAAACGUAUUUAAUUAAAGAAAUCGCCAUCCAUUUAUAUUUUCAAAUGAAAAUGUGCGAUAGUGUUUUGGCCUCCUGGGUGCACGUUAACCAUCUCGCCACAGUGGCGAGAUAAUAACUACCUCGACUACUAUACAGAAGGUCGUGGGUUCGAUCCUGAUCCUGAC